Molecule: messenger RNA, 378 nt
Organism: Staurois parvus
Lineage: Eukaryota; Metazoa; Chordata; Amphibia; Anura; Ranidae
Source: the annotation of a GenBank genome assembly
GGAGCGACAGGUCUCGGGCCCCCAGGUGGAGCGGCGGGCGCCGGACCCCCAGGCGGAGCAACAGGCACCGAGUCACCAGGCACGAUAGUGGGCUCCGAGUCAACUGGCAUGACCACGGGCACUGGGUCAGACAUUGGAUCAUCUGGCUGGACAGCGGGCAUCGGGUCACCAGGCAUCCGGUCAUUUGGCUCGACAGCGGGCACCGCGUCAUCUGGCAAGGCAGUGGGCACCAAGUCACCAGGCACGACAGUGGGCUCUGAGUCAAUUGGCACGACAGCGGGCACCGGGUCAUCAGGCACGACAGUGGGCUCUGAGUCAAUUGGCACGACAGCGGGCACCGGGUCAUCAGGUACCGGAUCGUCUGGCUCGACAGAAGGC